AUGGCCGCGUCCACCCUGUCCGUCUGCUCCAACGAUCUGAGCUACGGCAGCCGCGUCUGCCUGCCCGGCUCCUGGGACUCCUGCCCCGACUCCUCCUGGCAGGUGGACGACUGCCCAGAGAGCUGCUGCGAGCCCCCUUGCUGUGCCCCCCCCCCCUGCCUGACCCUCAUCUGCACCCCCGUGAGCUGUGGGUCCAGCCCCUGCCAAUCAGCCUGCACCAGCUCCUGCCGGCCCUCCUGCUGCAGCUCCUCCCCCGGCCAGGAAGCCUGCGGCGAGUCCGUCUGCUGCAAGCCCGUCUGCUGCACCCCUGUCUGUUGCAAGCCCGUCUGCUGCAAACCCGUCUGCUGCGAGACCUCCCCCUGCUCGGCCUCCUCAUGCUGCCAACAGCCUAGCUGCCAGCCCUCCUGCUGCAGCUCCUCCCCCUGCCAGGAAGCCUGCGGUGCGUCUGUCUGCUGCACCCCUGUCUGCUGCAAGCCUGUCUGCCGCAACCCUGUCUGCUGCACCCCUGUCUGCUGCAAGCCCGUUGGCUGCACCCCUGUCUGCUGCACCCCUGCCUGCUGCAAACCCUCCUCCUGCGUGUCCCUGCUCUGCCGGCCCGUGGGCCCCUGCCAGGCCUGCUGCGUGCCCACCUCCUGCCAGCCCAGCUGCUGCCGCCGGGCCUCCUGUGUGUCCCUGCUCUGCCGGCCCGUGGGCCCCCGCCAGGCCUGCUGUGUGCCUGCCUCGGCCCAGAAGUCCUGCUGCUGA
This is a messenger RNA of Neomonachus schauinslandi (Hawaiian monk seal), 744 nucleotides long. Its product is annotated as keratin-associated protein 10-12-like. Gene Ontology annotation, cellular component: keratin filament. Lineage: Eukaryota; Metazoa; Chordata; Mammalia; Carnivora; Phocidae. The coding region runs from base 1 to 744 and encodes 247 amino acids. The transcript is spliced from 3 exons. The record is from RefSeq and is a predicted model, not a curated record.